This is a messenger RNA of Dermacentor albipictus, 504 nucleotides long. Lineage: Eukaryota; Metazoa; Arthropoda; Arachnida; Ixodida; Ixodidae. The record is from RefSeq and is a predicted model, not a curated record.
AUGGAGGCACGCAGGCGGCUAUCGUACCUGCGCAAGAAAACCUUUGCCGAUGUGGCGCGUCAGGGGGCAGCGGCACAACGGCCUCCGGUGGCUGUUCGACCCAAAGGCAGUGAGUCGGCAGUCACACCAUCUGCCCCCACGGUGGUUGCAGGUAGCGCUGCUCCGUCAACCCACCAGACGGGGCCACCCACAACGAAGGUGGGCGCAGCCGAGGCUGCCCCAACAUCCCCGACCCCUUCCAGCGCUGGCAACAGCCGGCGCAGCCAAAUCGCCCAGGGAGCCCCAUCGACCUCCGGGCUGGUGCCCCCAAAGGCCUCGUCCAACGUGCCGGGGCCUUCUCGCCAAACAAAGCGCUCGAAAGAGCGCGUGUCCAGCGCCUCGCAAGAGGCGAUGGACACAACGACCAGUCAGACGGCGCCACCAGCACCGAAGGAGUGGCGAGCAUCACUCGACCGCUCCAAAAAAGACAAAACUCCCGUCACGGCGCCUGCAAAGCGCUCGUGA